This is a messenger RNA of Schistocerca americana (American grasshopper), 830 nucleotides long. Its product is annotated as glutathione S-transferase 1-1-like. Bases 99 to 773 code for a protein of 224 amino acids. Lineage: Eukaryota; Metazoa; Arthropoda; Insecta; Orthoptera; Acrididae. Gene Ontology annotation, molecular function: glutathione transferase activity. The record is from RefSeq and is a predicted model, not a curated record. Gene Ontology annotation, biological process: glutathione metabolic process. The transcript is spliced from 6 exons.
AAGGAGACUCGGCUGUCUUAUAAAUACACGCUUUCGUGUCCGCAAGUCAAAACAGUUGCGGUCGCUGUGUUACGCUGUACCCCGAGGAGGUAACUACAAUGGCGCCCAUAAUUCUGUAUAAUUUCGAUCCCAGUCCACCAUGUUUCCUGGUGCGAGUCAUAGCUGACAUACUUGGAGUGGAACUCAAGAAAAUUCCAAUAAAAGACAUAACCAAAGAGAUGGCUGCUCCUGAGAUGACAAAGAAAAAUCCGCAGCGUACGGUUCCAACAGUGGAUGACAACGGGUUGUACCUUGCAGAGAGUCGAGCCAUCGCAUCCUACCUCAUAUCGAAGUACGGGAAAAACGACUCUUUGUACCCAAAGGACGCGUCGAAACGCGUGCUUGUUGACCAGAGGCUGUAUUUUGAUACUGAACUGUACAAAUCAUUUGAAGUUGUUUGGGCUGGAGACUUUUUUGCCGGAUUUGUACCUAAGCACGAUAUGGACAGGUUGAUCCUUGGACUAGAAAUACUAAACAGGAUGCUAGAGGGCAAAGAAUGGCUCGCACUGGACCACAUCUCGCUUGCAGACUACGCCACAGCUGCGACCAUGGCAGCAUUGGAGUAUAUUCCACAUCUUAAACUUGAUCUGUCUAAGUAUGGAAACAUUUCACGAUGGCUUCGCCGUGUUGAAAAUUCAUUCCCUAGGUAUGCAGAAUUGAAGAAAAUAUAUAGUGAUUCUGUGGUUGCCUUAAUGGAAGAACAGAAGAAACAAAAACAAGGACAAAGAAAAUGAAACAAACUGUGUAUGAAUUACUUUUAGAUUAAUAUUUGUAAUAAAUAUUCAAAUAGA